Molecule: messenger RNA, 2375 nt
Organism: Varroa destructor (honeybee mite)
Lineage: Eukaryota; Metazoa; Arthropoda; Arachnida; Mesostigmata; Varroidae
Source: RefSeq, a predicted model, not a curated record
UUUCACCUGUCCCCAACUUGUCAGUCUGUAUUUGUCUCUUACCCUACUAACGAGGACAGUGCGUCACCAUUCUCAGGCUAUGGGACGCCUUCUAAUAAACUCAGUUAUCACACAAAGUCUUGACUCGCAGUUGUAACCAUCGAGACGCUAAAAUCUGCAUGUUUAAAGGAGGCAGCUGAUAAAUGUAGAGAGAAACUGAACCAUUCUACAAACCUUCUCACCCAUUGUUGUGUUAGAGAGAAAGGCCAUUGACGCUACAGAAGCGGUACCACCAAAGCUGAUGAAACUAAGCUAACUACGUUCGAAAUUCGAGACGAGCGUCUCUUAAAGUCAAUGCGUUGCAGUGGAUGGAUGGAGGUUCGAUGGGCUAAUGGGUCCCUUCGUGCUUACUUGACCGUUCCAAGUUUAGUUUCAACGUUACGCCAGCAGUGUCUAACAAAAGUGUGUUAAUUAUGAUUACCAUUAUUAUAUGAGACGCGUUUACUGCCUAUGGAGUUCUAUUCAGCAUACACAAACGUAUCUUCGAAAAUCGUCAAGACUUCGUAGCGAUAUGUCCCGAUUGUGGUGCUAUUGUUUAACUCGAAUUUAUGGCCGAGAGUGACCGGCGGGGCCGGUUCUUAGAUAACUAGCGACUCAUUGGGUGUUGAUAAGAAGAGUGGGUCUCGUUCGAUGUGUAGUCUUAUAAAAGACGGCGAAAUCCCCGAGGAGGGAGAAAUCUCUGAAUCUCCAAGUCGGUCUUCAUCGGACUUCUCACCGUGGGAUUCUGCCUCGUCGAGUUACGAAUUACUAGCCAAAUCACCCGCCGACGACCAAAGCAAACCCAACGAAGAAAUCGAAAAUUAUUCUCGGUCAGGACCUUCUCAUUCGCUCAACGCACAGUCGACCUUUAGCUCAGUUCAGACGCAAGACCUUCCAAGCUCCCCGGUUGAGCUUCUUCAACAACCGGCAACUCGAACUUCUUCAGACGUUGAAAAUCAAGCUCCGUCGUUUAGCGAGCACAGCAGUGCGACCGUGGAGCCUAUUGAUUCGAGAAGAUUUUCAGCCGAAGAGCUCGGUACGCUGUCUGAGACUGAACUGGUCGUCAGAGAACGCGGCAUCGAAGUUGAAAUUCUUCGCCUCCGCGACCUGUUGUUGGCAAUUCAGCAAGAACGUCAAAGGAGGCUGCUUGAAUCGCUUCGCGAAGAGUAUCCAGCUGGUAGCCGACUCACCCGUUCGAAAGAUCCGAUACAGUUCUGCGCGAAUCGCAUGUGGGCGCGAGAACUUGCUUUAAUGGUUGAUGCCCGACGUCAGUCCGAGAUGCUGGCGGACCAAGAUGCAGUGAAGGAUCGACGGAAAAGCAUAACGCCAUCUUCCGAAAAUAAGGUAAGGUCGGUUGGUGGAUCGUUGGGAUCGAUGGGACUACCUCAGAUCGGUUCACCGAAUAAUCCUCUAAUUAAAACCCAGCAAAAAUGUGAGACGGCAGACACCGUUCCAAGAGAUCUGCUAGAGUCGGAAGAGAAACCUCCCCCACCGCCACCCGGUCGUCCACGAACCCUUUAUACGAUGGAUGCUAUCAAUGGACUCGUGUAUGAGGUUAUUGAGGUAGACUUGACCGCCGGCCUUGCCCUGACCCCAUCAGGAUCUUUGGCACAAACGAAAUAUUAUCACUCAUCUUAUGAAUUUUGACCCUGUGUAUUGGAUUGGGUGUUCUCUGUCCCCCUGAGGUCUGCAUCUUUAGUUAACAUCGCGGUUCAGACGAUGGUCUGGGUUGAAAUCAGGCCAAUCAGAACUACUGGGAUCGCAAUUAUCGAGUGCUACACCCAUGAUUAUAUCAUAUACAGCCUAAGCACAACGCCAUAAGCUAAACAUCAGAGACGAGUAGACGUGUUUUAGUUGAGCGCACUGGACAGCCCAAAGAUACGAAAUGCUGCACAAUGAUGCAAGGCCAAUUCCAAGGAACCGGCACCUGACUGUGACACCAUCAGUGCCGUGUUAAUGCUUGUCGACCCAGAAUGACAAGACAAUGACGACAAUACAAGCGACUGCGUACGUUCCCCGGAAGAGGGCGACUAAGUGAGAUGUUGUUUACGAGGGCACACUCAAACGGGAUCGUGUACAAAACACAAGCUUAAUUUUUGCGACGUGCACGACUCGAUAAUGAUAUUAAUCAAGACAAAGGCAGACAAACGAUCCAGUCAAAACGGCUCCUAGAUGGGGUUACUGAUGGCUGAAGUUCACUUCGAACCUGCUGAAGAUCAGCGACGAAAGGACCAGCAAGUGUCACGGCGCCCGUAAUAACAGAUGUUACUGCGAAGAUGGCGUAAAGAACUCAAAUAUCCGAAACGGCUAGUUCUAACGAAUUUACCGCCGUCGAUGUUGAUGUUCGACACAAUGAA